Molecule: messenger RNA, 1059 nt
Organism: Necator americanus (New World hookworm)
Lineage: Eukaryota; Metazoa; Nematoda; Chromadorea; Rhabditida; Ancylostomatidae
Exons: 10
Coding region: 1-1059 (352 amino acids)
Source: RefSeq, a predicted model, not a curated record
AUGCGGUUCGCUCUCUUGGCGUCUUUCCUGAUCCUGUCGUCGUGUGCUCAGGAUGAAGAUGAUCGUGACAAGGACAGAAAUGGACAAUUGAUAGAUGACAUCAGUGACGACGAUUUCCUGUUUGAAGACGAUGAUUUUCGCGGAGAACUAGAAGACGUUGAAGUUCCAAGCAACCAGUAUGGUGCGUCAAUCGGUGGACAUAGGAAGUUUUGGGGACAAAAAGCGGGAACAAAUCAAUUUCCUGAGAAGCGAAAGAAGAUGGGUUGGAAGGCGAUGAAGAAUUUCAGGAGAUUUUACAAAAAGGCUCCAGGUGCGUCAAUCGGUGGAUAUCGGAAGUUUUGGGGACAAAAAGCGGGAACAAAUCAAUUUCCUGAGAAGCGAAAGAAGAUGGGUUGGAAGGCGAUGAAGAAUGUCAGGAAAUUUUACAAAAAGGCCGCGAAAUCUCGAUCUCGAAGGGGAAGAAGAUCACUCCCAAUGUACAGGAGAUAUCCUCGAAAGAAAGUAGCCACCAUGAAUGCAAGGAAUACAGGUGAAGGAGAUAGAUUUACGUAUUUCAAAAGGAUGAAUUCGUAUAAGGAUGCGGUUCCGUAUGCGCAAUUCUCGCAUCAACGAUCUCGAACAAAUCGCAGACCGUGGAAAUCGCUUUCGUUAAAGAAGAAACCUAACCUGAAUCAAAAAGUAAGGAAGCACUACAUUUCCGUUGAAGAAAAAACUCCAAAAUCAAAAGGACAUAUUACAAAAAAGCCAAUGGUAUCGAAGGGUACGGAGACCAGACUAGAUGGAAACCGAUUUUUGGCGACAAUUACCGAAAAACCAAAAACGGUGAAAUCAAUCAUGGCGACUGCUGGGAAAAUUCAAAAAAAUUCUACCGAGAAAUCGCACUCACAAAGCUCUAAGAGCGAAAAGAACUCUCUGCCGUCAAAGUCGUCCUCGAAAAACGAGAAUUCCGGAGGAAAUUCUCCUGCGAUUGCGAGAAAGGACAAGGGCACAACGGGGAAGUUCCUCUCAAAACCGAAGGUACAGGAUGUCAGUGGAGAAAAACAAAAGCACAAAAAUUGA